Apus apus (common swift) is the source of this 3450-nucleotide messenger RNA. It is a transcript of the gene NAIF1, whose product is annotated as nuclear apoptosis inducing factor 1. The transcript has 2 exons. NCBI's taxonomy places the organism in Eukaryota, Metazoa, Chordata, Aves, Apodiformes, Apodidae. The coding region runs from base 221 to 1180 and encodes 319 amino acids. The record is from RefSeq and is a predicted model, not a curated record. Gene Ontology annotation, cellular component: nucleus.
CGCCGCAGCGCGGAGGCCGUUGCGCGGGGCUGGCUGCGUCGGUCGCGGUACGCAGUUUGCGUAGCGCCAGCGGGGCGGCGGGGGGAGCGGGGCGGGGCGGGACGGACCCCUCCGGGCCCUGAGGGGCCGCGGGGCUCCCCCCCUCCCCCCCCCGGUUGUCCCGGGCAGGCCUGGGGGGCCCCUCGGCCCUGCUGAGCGCCCCCCCCCCCCCCCCCCGGCCAUGGCGGCGCCCCCGGCGCCCCCGGCCAAGAAGCGGAAGAUGAACUUCUCGGAGCGGGAGGUGGAGAUCAUCGUGGAGGAGCUGGAGCGGGGCAAGCACCUCCUGGUGAACCACUUCAACGCGGGGGUGCCGCUGGCCGCCAAGGCCGCCGCCUGGCACGACAUCCUGCGCCGCGUCAACGCCGUGGCCACCUGCCAGCGGGAGCUGCCCGAGGUCAAGAAGAAGUGGUCCGACCUCAAGACCGAGGUGCGGCGGAAGGUGGCCCAGGUCCGGGCUGCCAUGGAAGCUCCCGAGACCAAGCCCUGCAGCGGGGCUGAGGGCGAGGAGCUGGCGGGCGCGGCCGCCGCCCCCGUCAUCCUCACCCCCAUGCAGCAGCGCAUCUGCAACCUGCUGGGGGAGGCCACCAUCAUCAGCCUGCCCGGCGGGGACUGCGGGGCAGGGGUCGGGAGCGAGAUACCCAUCGCGGCAUCAGCCACCACCGUCACCCUGACCCAGAUUCCUGCAGAGACGACCUACCACAGCCUGGAGGAGGGGGUGGUGGAGUACUGCACAACUGAAGCCCCCACCACAGUCACCACCGAAGCCCCCUUGGAGAUGAUGGCCCAUCAGCACGAAGUGUCUGCCAAGCCCCAGGAGCUGAAGAGCCGCAUUGCUCUGAACUCAGCCAAGCUCCUGCAGGAGCAGCGAGUCACCAACUUGCACGUGAAGGAGAUUGCCCAGCACCUGGAGCAGCAGAACGACUUGCUCCAGAUGAUCAGACGCUCUCAGGAGGUGCAGGCCUGUGCCCAGGAGAGACAGGCACAAGCCAUGGAAGGAACCCAGGCAGCCCUGAGUGCCCUCAUCCAGGUCCUCCGCCCCAUGAUCAAGGACUUCCGGAGGUUUUUGCAAAGCAAUACACCCAGUCCAUCAGUCACUGCUGACCUCAGCCAGACAGAGCAGCAGGAUGGCAUGAUCCAGUGAAAGGAACAGUGGUGGGAUGUCUUUCUUGGGGAAGGACCUGCCCGUGGUGCUGGUGGGCACAGGGAGCGAGGGCUGCUGGCUCCUGUCAGUGUGAAGUGUCUUGCCUUGGAGUCUUGCUGAGCCUAAACACUUGGGGUUUUUUCUCUACUAAUCUCAUGCUAAUCUGCCUUUUCAGACUCACCCUCCAGAGCUGUAGCAGGAUGUGUAAUAAGCCAGGAACUUAGCAUUGGUUACUUUAAUUCCUCAAACAACAGAUGUAUUGAAAAAAAAAAAGUUAUUUUUUUAUUUCUGUUUGGAUAAAACUCUCUGACAGCUCCCUCUGAAGAUCUAAAGCCUGUGACUGACUUCUGACACGGAGAGUCUCAUGGUACCAAGUGCUGCAGCUGCCCAGGUACAGUUGCCAUAAGCCAGAGUGCAUGGCUGGGAAUGCCUUUCUGCCUCCUGCUGAAAGCAUUUACUGGAAACCUGGCACCAGACCUGCUCCAACCUUUUCUCUGCACCAAGAGUUAUGGAUCCUGCUCUUGGAGCUGGACAUCCAGGCCACCCAGACCAGCAGCAAGCCUACAUGCAGUUAAAAUCCCACUCACAUCCCCCAAGGAUAUAAAUCAGGUUAAAAAAGUGCACCUCGUGCUCUGUCUCUGUGUGGUCAUGAAACUUCUCUAUAAACUUGGCAGAUGGGAUGAAAAUUUCAUGUCCUUGUUACCAGAUCCUGCCCUGGGAUACAGACCAGAAGCAACAUUAACCUGUCUCAGCCCAGUUAAUGCACAAGGGCCUGGAUGAGUUUCACUCUGGUGUGAGAGGGGAAACUCCAUCUCUGUCUCAUCUGCAUAGUUUGUCACCUCUUUGAUACCUUGAUCCAUCCAAGCAGAGCUGGGCUGCAGAGCUCCAGCCUCCCAGCAAUUCCCAGCAUUUAGGGGUUUGUCAGCUGCUGAUUUAAUGGAGGGAAUUUUGGUUGUGCUGGUGGGGGUUCUGUCCUUGUUAGGAGCUGGAAGCUCUUUGUUAGUCUGCUCCCUGCCUUCCAGUGGCCUGAAAAGUGGGUCUGAGGUUCACCUCACUAUUUCCUUACCAUUAUACAGGGUAAAACAACAUUUGCAGCCACUUUUUUCUCUAUUAGGUGUUCAGGCUGCAGGGCUUGGUCCUGGGUGAGAGAGCUUCACUUCUCAGAAUGGUGAAUGUUGUGCUAACAGUCUUGCAGUAAAUUCAUGAACUUCUAGGUGGAAAGGUCCCCUUGUAUGUACAUGGAAGCAAACUUCAGAAAAAAAGGAAAAGAAGGAAGGAUAACUCUUCUUCUCCAUGUACUUUGCAGUGUGUAUCACGUGUAACAGGCUUGUUGCUUGAUUUUGAAAUGGAACAUUUUCAGAGCUGGUGUUUGCUUGUUGUUAAAUCUCCUUCAGGGCUGAGACAUGUGGAGCAACGACUGAUAUGGGGAGUGAAUUUGCACAAUCAAAUUAAAGCUUUACCCAGCCUUUUAUGGGGGGAUGCUGAUAAGGGACCCUGGUUAGAGCAGCAGGUAAAGAGGCUGCUGCUUCCUGUCUCUGGCCUUCACUCCUCUCCCAUCUGAAAGCCUGAUGGAGGAGAAAGAGACAGGGUGGCAAGAAGGGUUCAGCCCCUGGAGAACUGACCCUUUGGCAUGGAUACCCCUGCUCUGAGCCCGGGCAGCACCUGCUGUGUCUUCCCACCUUUUCCAACUUCCCGCCACAGGAGCAACACUCACCUGACUCUUCCUCUCAGACUUUGUGGAAUCAAACCAACUGCUCAAUUCAAAUUUAUUUUUAAAGUGAAAACUCUUGUCAUAUGUGUUGGUUUACCUCAUUUGUGUAACUAUCUCUACAAAUAUGAAUUUUAAUUAAUUAAAACCCCGUUUUUGCUAAAGAAGCUGUUUCCAUUCAUCAACAGGCUCCAGGGCAAAAGGCAGUUCAGGGCCACGAGUUUGCAACACAGAAUCCUCCCUGAGAAAAGGCUGUGAGCAGCCACGUGCCACGGCAGCUUUUUCUCAUGUUCAUCAACUUUGUGGCCUUUUAUUUACAUAAUUAUGGUCCUUCUUUCAAAUCACAGCUUUUCCAGCCUUACCUUGGAGCACUGGCUCCUUCCCUGGCUACAACAGGUUGCUGAGCUCUAUUCAUCUCCCAGAUUGAGCUGCCACAAGAGCCUAAAAUGAUGGCUGAAGUGCCAGCCUUUGGCUGUAAAUUGCAGGGUGCAUUUUUUUCAGUGACUAAGCACUUCAGCUGUGUUACUGUUUCAGAGGAAUAAAGGUGUUGCCCUUGGAACCA